Messenger RNA from Hippocampus comes (tiger tail seahorse), 3933 nucleotides. RefSeq names its product SH3 and cysteine-rich domain-containing protein 3. Lineage: Eukaryota; Metazoa; Chordata; Actinopteri; Syngnathiformes; Syngnathidae. The record is from RefSeq and is a predicted model, not a curated record. Gene Ontology annotation, molecular function: protein binding. Gene Ontology annotation, biological process: skeletal muscle contraction; positive regulation of voltage-gated calcium channel activity; positive regulation of protein localization to plasma membrane. The transcript has 14 exons. The coding region runs from base 273 to 1313 and encodes 346 amino acids.
CUUGGGGGAGCCGUGCAAUUCUUUCCCAUUCAGCUGGGAGAGCCUUUCAAAAGCUUUUCAAGUGCCCCAGCUGUCCCAAACUGUCACGCAUGCUCUUGAAUGGCGAGCCAGGCCAUGGCAGGCUGGGAAGGGCUGGACACGCAUUUCUCUUCUGAACUUCCCACCUGUUGGAGCCUCAUUUGGAACAUCAGCCAGAAGGAAUUGUGAGGAGAAGUGGAGUUCAACAUUUAUGUUUCUCGAUACGUCUUGCACCCAAAUCCCAGCUGUGUACCAUGGCCAACUAUGAUUCGUUGGAUGACAAGGGCUCUGUGGAUAUUCAUGAUAACCCCCCUCUGCCAGAUAAUGUCGUGAAAGAAGAAGAUAACACGGUCUAUUUCAUCUAUGACGAGGAGGUGGAGGAAGAGGAGCGAGAUGAGCCGCCCCCGCCGGAGUCCAUCAAGCCCAUCAACGAUCGGCCGCACAAGUUCAAAGAUCAUUACUGCAAGAAGCCCAAAUUCUGCGAUGUGUGCGCGCGCAUGAUCGUUUUAAACAACAAGUUUGCAUUGCGCUGCAAGAACUGCAAAACCAGCAUCCACCACCAGUGUCAGUCCUAUGUGGAGUUCCAGAGGUGCUUUGGCAAAAUUCCUCCAGGCUUCAGGAGAGCAUACAGUUCUCCUCUGUACAGCAGCCAGCAGAAUGCGACUGUCUCCCAGCUUUUGCCUUUCUCGCAGUCCAAUCGCACCGACCCCGUGUUUGAGACUCUGCGCAUCGGUGUCAUUAUGGCCAACAAGGAGCGCAAGAAAGGCUCAGAGGACAAAAAGAACAUGAUGAUGAUGAUGAUGGAGGACGACGAGUCCCAGCCCAAACAGCAGGAGAAUGGGGCUGAAGCUGCUAGCUCAGAGGGAGACAAGCGAGGAGACAAGGUCGCAGCAGAAGACAAGAGUAAAAAGCCUCAGCCAGGGAAGAUUGGCGUGUUCAGUCAGUCUCAUUACUACUUGGCGCUGUACAGCUUCAAGGCUAUUGAGAAAGAUGACCUGGACGUACAUGCUGGCGACCGCAUCACAGUGAUCGAUGAUUCCAAUGAGGAGUGGUGGCGGGGGAAGAUCGGCGAGAGGACGGGCUUCAUCCCGGCUAACUACAUCAUCCGAGUACGAGCUGGAGAGCGGGUGUACAAGGUGACACGUUCCUUUGUUGGCAACAGAGAGAUGGGCCAGAUUACACUGAAGAAAGACCAGAUUGUGGUGAAGAAAGGUGAUGAGGUGAAUGGUUACCUGAAAGUCAGCACAGGACGCAAGCUCGGCUUCUUCCCUGCCAAUUUACUGCAGGAGAUCUGAAGAUGUCUUUGUCAAUUGUCAUCUGAGGGUGGGAACAGCGAGUAGGUGGACACGGGUCACUUCCGCCCCGAGAAUCUGCUUCUCCCAUCCGAUGCCACACAGCAGGAUAUUUCAAACCUCCUUAAGCAGAUACAUUUCAGGAAUAAUAUGCCCAAAAUGCCUAAAAAGUCACCAGUCAUGACAGCACCUGUUCAUCCCUCACUCGAUCUCAGUUCAGCAACCUUGUAGUUUGCUUUCUCUUUUGUUGCAAAAAUAGAUAAAUAAAUACAUAAAUAGGAUGGAUUGGGGGGUGGCAGGGGGAAUGCAGUGCGGUCAACUACCACGCAUGUUGUAACUGUGAUUAACUAGUGACCUUUCCAGGGUGUACCACUCUUCUCAUCAAACCCUUGACCCUAAGGGAGGAUAAAAUGGACAGAUCCUUUUGCCAUGACCAUGUGUAAUCUAUCUCCAAAAUUGUUUUAUUUUAUUUUUGCAAAUAGUCAGCCCAACAAACAGAACGCAUUGACAAGUUUGUCAUGUAAUAUAUCUUUUGACCGGUAGAGGGCUCUCCUGCGCCGCAUUUUGACCAAAUCAACAUGGACCAAAAUGUAUCAUGUUAUUGCAUUGUUACUCAACUCAGUUAAUUAAAUACAAAGAGAUUAGAUUUGCAUGAUCUAAUUAUCAUAAUAUGCAUCAUAUAUGAUGAAUAUAUUCAAAUAUGGAGGUAAUAAUAUCACAGUAUUAUCAAUAAUGCCGUUCUAAUAUGCGGGAGUAGAAAAACAUGUUAGCGCUUCAUGCUGCACGCCUGCUUCGCAGAAAGUAUCACCCUGAACAUUUAGUAUUUACAAAACCCUCGUUUGAUGAAAAGUAAUUACUAUAUUAGUGAUUCUCUUUGCCUGACGAACUCUUAUUGAUUUUUGUUGUUGUUGAGAAAUGUUUGGCCAAAUUAUCAAGACAUUUCCAGAACUGCUUCCUGUCUCUGUCUAAAAUAAUCCAAGCUGUUUUUCCCCUUAUUUUUAUUUCUUUUCAACAAACAAAAACAUAAAACCUCAGCUACCAAAAUGAUCACUCUAUUGAUAGCCGUGUAAGCGAAAACAGGACAAAAUUGGUACAAUACAAAACAAUGUAAGAGCUGGUCAACCCAGCCAUGUGAACUAGCCAAGCUAAAUUACACUAACAUGAAAAAAUAAAGUGUGUGUGAAGACAAGUUAUAUUAAAAUACAAGAUGAUAGGAUGAACUCACCUCCUUGCAAGCUUUGCUAAGCUAAGAUAAACAAAACAAAGUCAGUCUCCACCAAAAAAAUAAAUAAAUAAAAAAAAAGACAAAAUGACAUCUGUCCAUCACUAUGAACGCUGUAAAAUAAACUGGACAAAAUUGUGCCAGCAAGCGGUUUAAGAUUUGAUCAACUAAGUCGUGUUAAGCUAUGCUAGUUCAAGCUAACUCUACAAGCUAAAGCAAGAAAUGCUACAUUGAGAUGACAAAAUAGCCUUUUUAUUCCUGAAAGAUAAUAUACAACGACCACAUAAAUAAAUCUCAGCCAAACUAAAGUUAAGUCUAGAUACACCCCCCCAAAAACAAAAGCGAGCAUACAGUGACACAACAAAACCUGUCUGAUCAGUAAGACAAGACAAAUUCUGACAACCAAGAAACGCUACCCUAUCCAUACAUUUCUGUAAUUUGGAUCGUAGCGAGCUGGUGCCAAGCCCAGCUGACUUUUGGUGAAAGAAGCAGGCUCCACCGGGAUGUGCUUGCCCGUCAAUCACAAGGCACAUCCUUCCUUCUGUCCAUUUUUUCUUUUUGCUGCUUUUCUCAUUUGCGAUGUGGGUGAGCUCUGGAACCGAGCUAUCCCGUUUGACUUCUGGCAACAGAAGCGCGAUCCACCCUGGAAUGGUCACCAGUCAAUUGCAGAGCACAUCCAUUCUUUUUCCACCGUGUUUGUGCUCACUAGAAUGGUAGGGAACUUGAGUAUAUCCCAGCUGACUUGGCGAGAGAAGCGGGUUCCACCCCGGAGUGGGAACGUAUAGGCAGACAAGCAGAGAGGAUGAAGCACACACUAGUUUACAGAGCGGCUCCUGAGCGCUAGGGAGGUGACGCCGGGAAAACGCUGCAGGGUUGGAACCAAUUAGGCCAAGAUUAACCCACACACAAACAUACAUACAAGCCUCCCAACACGCACACACACACACACCACAUCCCUCUCGGGGGGUGUGCCCUGGUGACAAGAUGAGGGAUCGUCAUCAUUACUAUUAUUUAUUUGCUAAGCAGAGGCCGACUCUGGGGCCAAUCCGAAUAGGAUUCACGCAUUAUCAAUGAGCGCCCUUUGCUUUUGGGCUUUGGGUAGCAUGCUCCAGGAGAAAGUGCCUUUGUUAAUGCAUGGAUGAUAAAAGCAUGCGUUCUUUUUGGAAGCAGCAUCACAAUAAACGCCUUUUAAUCAAUUACGCAGCCCCCAUUGUAAGCCCCGCAAACUAUCAUCAAUAAUAUGUGGCGGCAACCAGCGACGUUGCAUGAAUAACUUCAGCACGCGGGAGGGAAUCAAUUGUAAUUCGACCGCAUGCUUGGGAAUCCAAAUGAGAAUUACAGAUAACUUAACAUUGAGGUCCCCAACAUUUGGUACUGAGCCUCACAGAUAGAUCAAGAAAG